UUUCCAACCAAUACCAUCCUGCCAGUAUCCAAACCGGUGAGCCUGCCGUCUGAGAACCGGCCUUCCGUGCCUGAAGCCUCUACUCAGCCUGAUGCCUCUACUCAGCCUGAUGCCUCUACUCAGCCUGAUGCCUCUACUCAGCCUGAUGCCUCUACUCAGCCUGAUGCCUCUACUCAGCCUGAUGCCUCUACUCAGCCUGAUGCCUCUACCCAGCAUAAUGAACUGAUCCAGCCUGAUGAUCCUAUUAGGCCAGUUGACUCGAUGCCCGCUGUUGAUCCAGAUGAUCCGGUACCUGAUCCGGUGCCCGCUGUCGUGCCAGAUGACGCGGUGCCCGCUGGCGAGCCAAAUGACCUGAUGCCUGGUGACCCAGUGCCCGCUGUCAUACCUGGUGACCCGAUGCCCGCUGUCGAGCCAGACGAUCCAAUGCAAGACGACUCGGUGCCCGCAGUCUUGCCAGGUGACUCGGUGCCCGCAGUCUUGCCAGACGACUCGGUGCCC
Messenger RNA from Staurois parvus, 498 nucleotides. The record is from the annotation of a GenBank genome assembly. Lineage: Eukaryota; Metazoa; Chordata; Amphibia; Anura; Ranidae.